AACCAGAACCAGAAAAAUACUUCACAGUCAACCAACCCUCAACGCGUAAGUGAAAUAUAUUUAUUGUGAUCGUGUUCUUGAUUUAGGCCACAGAAAUGGCUUUAUACGAUGACCUCGAUACCAAGCAGGGUCCAGACAAGGUGGCCGGUUGGUCAUCAGGUAUAAAGUUACUUCAAACACAACUGCAGGCGAAAAAAGCCACCCAACCAAUCAUUCCCCCUAAGAAUACAUUGCGGAAACCAGUCCUAACACCGGUGGUGAAUUUGAAAGCGAAAAAGGAAAAUUUUGAUUUGUUCGGUGGACCGUCCGGCAGCCAUUCUGCACAGGAUAACAAAACGAAGUCGGUCACAAUUACGACUGCAAUUCCUAAUGUGAACAGCUCUAGCUCUGGUGGUGGUGCAUACAGUUGGGAUGUAGUUGACGAGUACGAUCCGCUAUGGCCAAAUGAGUACGAAAAAUUGGCCAAGGAUCGAAAGCCAAAAGAUCCUGUUGUUAAAGCACCGCAAAAUAACUAUCGGAAUAGAAGAGAGUAUAAGCGUGGCAUCAACCUUAACAAGAUGAACUCCGGAGGAGGACAUAACGAUGGAGAUGGUCCCAAUGCAAAAAAGAGUGGUUUUGCUGGUCGUCCGACCUCCGAAGACGAAGAUGAAUUCGUGCCAGCGCAGCAAAGAGCUAGCGGAGCGGCUAUUGCACCUCCUGCUUCGCUGCAGGAGUCAAUUGCGCAGAUUCCCGAGGGAGCCAAAAUGACUCAACUUACUGCCUACGGCGGAAGUUCGGUUGCCGCUAAAAUCAUGGCUAAAUAUGGAUUCAAGGAUGGGCAAGGUCUGGGCAAGCAAGAGCAAGGUAUGUCCAUGGCCUUGCAGGUUGAGAAAACAUCCAAACGGGGCGGUCGUAUCGUGCAUGAAAAAGAUAUUAGUUUGCCAAAUUUCGACGAAGUCAUUCCCGCUCCGUCACAGGAAGCGUUGAUGGCCAAUGAACCAUCAAUUACGGAAAUUAUGAAGUCUCCUAGUAAAGUUGUUUUGCUGAGGAACAUGGUCGGACCUGGAGACGUAGACGACGAACUGGAACCAGAGGUUAAAGACGAGUGUAACACUAAAUAUGGCGAUGUGGUCACGGUUGUGAUCAAUGAAAUUCCCAAUGUCGUCCCGGAAGAAGCUGUUCGAAUCUUUGUUGAGUUCAAACGAAUGGAAAGUGCCAUCAAAGCGGUGGUUGAUUUAAAUGGUAGAUUCUUUGGGGGUCGUCAAGUUCGAGCCGGAUUUUACAGUCAGGAAAGGUUUGAUAACAUGGAUCUGCUCUAAAUCAUAACGAAACAAACGGACAUUUCGGAAGAAAGUGAAUAAUGUUUUACAAUGAAACGUGUAAAUUCAUUUGGAUAAAAAGCAUCAAGCAAAUAUAAGAACGUA
Molecule: messenger RNA, 1403 nt
Organism: Topomyia yanbarensis
Lineage: Eukaryota; Metazoa; Arthropoda; Insecta; Diptera; Culicidae
Gene: Spf45
Product: splicing factor 45
Exons: 4
Coding region: 96-1298 (400 amino acids)
Biological process (GO): mRNA cis splicing, via spliceosome; alternative mRNA splicing, via spliceosome
Cellular component (GO): precatalytic spliceosome
Molecular function (GO): RNA binding
Source: RefSeq, a predicted model, not a curated record